AUGGAAGAAGCACCUGCAUCAGUAUACCAGGCUCUCCUGGAGUUCCAGCACCUGUCACGCAGCACAGUUGCAGCAAUUGUCUCUACACAUGUGCCCAAUGCUUUGACUUGGCAGACAGUCUUAGCCAACUGUCUCGAGGUCUUACCAGUCUCACUGCCUCUCUCAUUUGUGGAGAAGAUGCUUCAGGAGUCAGAUCGUGGAUCACAGGAGUAUUGUUAUUCUUGCCACAUGAAUCACCCCUAUGGAUUUGACAGUGAGUGCCCUCAUAACGCAGGAGUAAUCAGCAAGGUUUCAACCAUGCCGGAUGCAAACAUAGCUAUGGAAAAAGAUAUAAAGGACGCAUUGGCUAAAGUAAGUAGCAAGCACACAGUAAUGACGAGGCUUGUUUACAAAGAACUUCACCAGCUCCCACUGAAUCUUCAAGCUCAGGCAAGGUCACAAAAUACUGCCUCUGCACAUGCGCGUGACUGGAAAAAGGGCAAUAAAGGUUGCCGCUGA
Phanerochaete carnosa HHB-10118-sp is the source of this 498-nucleotide messenger RNA. RefSeq lists its product as uncharacterized. The transcript has a single exon. The record is from RefSeq and is a predicted model, not a curated record. Lineage: Eukaryota; Fungi; Basidiomycota; Agaricomycetes; Polyporales; Phanerochaetaceae. Bases 1 to 498 code for a protein of 165 amino acids.